This is a messenger RNA of Coprinopsis cinerea okayama7#130, 1001 nucleotides long. RefSeq lists its product as hypothetical. NCBI's taxonomy places the organism in Eukaryota, Fungi, Basidiomycota, Agaricomycetes, Agaricales, Psathyrellaceae. Bases 231 to 1001 code for a protein of 256 amino acids. The record is from RefSeq and is a predicted model, not a curated record. The transcript has a single exon.
CAACGGCGCCCUCCACGGUUCUGAAUAAUCGAUUCCUUUUUCAUGAAUCAGCAAAGUUCUCGGGUGGUACUGAUGUGUUUCUCUAUCGUUCUUUGACUUUCGAUUACCAACCACUUCUGGGCUCCUUGGACGACACGGACGGGCGACCGGUAACCUUGGACCCGGAACCUUUUUAGGAGAUAUAAAGGGCGGGGAGGACGCAUCGUAUCUAUGUUCCCCAGAUGCCCAAGAUGAUCACCUUCUACGAUAUCCCGUCGACCACCUCCCUCAAUUCCUGGUCGCCCAACGGCUGGAAGACCCGCUACACCCUCAACUUCAAGGGUCUGCCGUACAAGACCGAGUGGGUCGAGUACCCGGACAUCGCCGCGCUUUACCAGAAGAAUAACGUCCCAGCGCCUGCGAAGCAGAGCGAUGGAAGUCCCUAUUACUCCCUCCCUCUGAUCCACGAUUCAAAGACCAAUACUUUCGUGGCCGACUCGCUCGAGAUCGCCAAGUACCUCGACAAGACCUACCCGGAUACCCCCAAAGUCCUUCCUGACGGCGAGGAGGGGUUGGCAAAGACCACCCAGUUCCUCGGUGAGCUGGGCGGCACCAUGUUCCCUCUUUUCCCCAUCAUCUUCCAGGCGACCGUCCCCAUCUUGAACGAGGUCAGCAAGGACCAUUUCAAGGUGGCUCGAGCGAAGAACCUCGUCUCCGUAUUCAACAACAUCAAGUCGAUCGAUGAGAUCCAACUCUCGGAGAAGGAAGUUGAGGAGCGGUGGGAGCAGGUGAGGGCAGGUUUCCAGGGCCUCGAUUCCAAGUUUGGUGGGGAAGGGAAGGAGCUUGCUUGGUUCGCCGGAGAUAAGAUCACGUUCGCGGACUUUGCACUCGCGGGAAUGUUGCUCUGGAUCAAGUUGGUUUGGGGAGAGGAGAGCGCAGAGUGGAAGCGGGUGUCGGGCUGGAACAAUGGCAAGUGGGCUACGAUGCUGAAGAAGCUGGAAGCAUAUCACACUGUCGCAUAA